This is a messenger RNA of Cinclus cinclus, 791 nucleotides long. It is a transcript of the gene MSANTD1, whose product is annotated as Myb/SANT DNA binding domain containing 1. The coding region runs from base 12 to 791 and encodes 259 amino acids. NCBI's taxonomy places the organism in Eukaryota, Metazoa, Chordata, Aves, Passeriformes, Cinclidae. The transcript has 3 exons. Gene Ontology annotation, biological process: positive regulation of DNA-templated transcription. The record is from RefSeq and is a predicted model, not a curated record. Gene Ontology annotation, cellular component: nuclear body.
GUCAGUCAGCAAUGGCUGCAGCAGAAAUUCCCAGUUACAUUGUCUCUUCUCAGACUGAGAAACACAGGAGGGCCAGAAACUGGACUGAUGCAGAAAUGAGAGGUUUAAUGCUGGUUUGGGAAGAAUUUUUUGAUGAGCUGAAACAAACUAAAAGGAAUGCCAAAGUUUAUGAGAAAAUGGCUAACAAACUCUUUGAAAUGACUGGAGAAAUUCGCCACGGAGAGGAAAUAAAGAUAAAAAUUACAAAUAUGACAUUCCAGUACAGGAAAUUAAAAUGCAUGACUGACAGUGAAACUGUGGCACCUGACUGGCCUUACUACAAAACCAUUGAUAGGAUCUUAUCCAAAGUGACAGACCACAGCGAUGUGAAAAUGCAUGAAAAUCAGCAACCAGGUCCUUCUACAUCACAGACAGAGGCCUCACAGUCUCUAUCAGCUAAGUCUACACCUCUGUAUUUGCCAUAUAACCAGUUUACAUAUGAAGGAAGGGAAGAAUGCUUUGAAGAUGAACAUUCAGAGAGCUCAUCAAGCUUGCUUUCUUACAAGCUAAGAGCUGAAGAAAGACCAGUUAAGAAAAGAAAAAUGCAAAACUGCAGUUUCCAAAAGAAGAAGCUAAAAUUAAUGGAAGCCAUGUUGGAAGAACAAAAGAAGUUGAGUAGAGCUAUGGAAGAAACCUGUAGAGAAGUACGCAGGAUCCUGGAUCAGCAGAACAUCAUUCAAGUUCAAAGCUUACAGUUACAGGAGAGAAUGAUGAAUCUACUGGAGAAAAUGAUCUCCAAGUCUAAUGUGUAG